UUGGAGAAGCUCACUGAUUUCCAUAGGGCUCACAAGUAUGCACAGAAUGUUUGAAAAUAUUGAUGUUUCAAAGUUAGAACUGGAAAAUAUGUCAGGCUAACCUGUCAACAUACACAUUCAAGGUGUGCUUAAGAUUUGUUGAGGUUCUGAUAGGCCCAGCAGUCUCAAAUUAGAUCUGGGCCAUAUUUAUAGUGGUGUCUGCAGUGUAAGUGUGAAGAGAAAAAUUUACACAAACGUAUUAAAAAUUCAUGGAACAGCUAGAGCUGGCUGGAUGUAACAUUACUAUGGUGAGCAGUGGAGGUCAUUACCUACACCCUUGCAUGGAAAUAUAAAGUAAAUGCCAUUUAAAGAGUAGUGCACUCAUCAGUCUUGCUCCUCCCUGUCAGGAGUUAGGAUGAUGGAUUAGGCCUACCCCUUCCUCAGUUGGUAUUUUCCACAUGCGUUGGAACUGAUUUUAAUUCCCCCAACAGCUGCUGGAGUAGGGCCAUUAUUUUACAGUACAUCCCUCUAUCUACAUUUAAAAAAAACUUGUAAAUCCAGCAUACACAUGGAGAUGUCAUCUAAUAAUGCAAAACUGGUUGAACUGAAACAGCAAAACACCCUCCAACAAAUGGAGAUGGUUCAUAAAGUAAGUCGGGAGUUAUUUUUGAGGACUCCAGGCUACCAGCCCUCAAGUGUCUCUAUGGUAUCAAGCAGGAUUGUCAGGCGACUAAUAUCUGAUCCCCGGAGAUUUUAGAACCCAAGAAAGGCAUUACAGAGGCUGGGCUGGCAAGGUUUGCGGGGCGGCCUGCAACCGCUUUCGGACAAGCAGACUGAAAUGGGUGAAAACAGGGCUCCGGGUACAGGGACGCAUUUCUUCGGAAGGGGCUCGGAGAAGUGGAGCAAUUCCUCAAAACUUCCUCCGGCGCCCUAAAAUGCCCAGCUGUGUUCCUCACGAUCCAUGCGAGUAAUCGGGACAGGGGCCCCUAGGGAGGCAGGCAGAGGGGCGCGUGAGGGGGUUCUUUCUGCCCACCUGUGACGCCCUCCGGGGUUUACUCGGCGCCCUUUGCUCGCGCGGGCAGGCCGUGGGCACCGCGAGCCCUCCCGAGGAGGAGGUCUUGCCGAGGUCCCCUCUGCGUCACAAACCCACGGUGUUGCGCAUGCGCCCACAGCUGCCCUCCCUUCUUCGCCCUGUACAGCAGGGCAAUCCGAGACAUAAACAAACUCCGCCAGCAGGCGCCUGAGGCGGGCAAGUCCACGCGCUGUUCCCUUCGGAGCUCCUCCGUCUCUCUUUUCUCGUCCUCGAACUCCGCGCUGCCGUUGGCGCCCCGCGCGAGCCUCCUAACGGCCGCCACGUCCCGAACCUUUUCCUAGACGCCGGCCGCUUCCCUGCGCUCUGCCUCCCUGAGGCCGCAACCGUCGCCCCUGGCGCGCCCCCACCUCGCGCCCCGGCGAGUGGCACUUCGGUUUGGAAAGGCGAAGACACCUUGAAUCUCAAAGGUCUGCAUUCAGACAUCUCCAAUGGUGAAAUGGCUUCCGCAGUGAUUAGUUCGGUACCUACUACAGCAUCGAGGUUUGCUCUUCUACAAGUGGAUAGCGGUAGUGGUUCUGAUUCAGAAUCUGGAAAGGGAAGAAGUGGUCGGAGUGGUAGAAAGUCUCAAACAUCAGGUAGCAAGUCAAGCACAAAUGAGAAGAAAAAAGAAAAGAGAAGAAAAAAGAAGGAACAGCAGCAGAGUGAAGCAAAUGAGCUCAGAAAUCUCGCUUUUAAAAAGAUUCCUCAGAAAACUUCCCAUGGAACCUGUUUGUCUCAGCAUGACCAAGUAUUAAACAAUUCUGCACGUAAAGACUUUCAGGAAGAGAACUGGCAAGAGUGGAGGCAAAGAGAUGAGCAAUUGACUUCUGAAAUGUUUGAAGCAGACCUUGAAAAAGCUUUACUUCUAAGCAAACUGGAAUAUGAAGAACACAGAAAGGAAUAUGAAAACAUUGAAAAUGCUUCUCCUCCAUCAAAGGCUGUACACAAGAAGGAGAAACGGAAAUAUCAUCAGGGAAAAGACAAGCCUCCCACUGUGUCAUUAAAAGAUUUUCAGUCGGAUAGUAACAUAGAUCACCUUCCCAAAAAGCAGGAGGAAUUGAGCUCCUCACAUACUGUCCUACAUGAUGGUGAAUUCUUCAAUAGACUAGAGGAUGAUGUGCAUAAAAUACUUACUCGAGAAAAAAGAAGAGAGCAUGUCACAGACAGUGGGAUGGAUAACAGUACACCUCGUGACAACACACAGGAUUUUUUCCUAAAAGAUGGAAGAAUAGAGAGACUCAAGCUGGAACUUGAAAAGAAAGAUGCAGAAAUCCAGCACUUAAAGAAUAUAAUCACUCAAUGGGAAGCAAAGUAUAAAGAAGUAAAAGCACGAAAUGCACAGCUGUUGAAAAUGCUACAAGAAGGUGAAAUGAAAGAUAAAGCUGAAAUACUACUUCAAGUUGAUGAAUCCCAGAGUAUUAAGAAUGAGCUGACUUUACAGGUUACCAGUCUUCAUGCUGCACUGGAACAAGAAAGAUCUAAAGUGAAAUUACUGCAAGCAGAAUUGACAAAGUAUCAGGGUGGAAGAAAAGGGAAAAGAAAUUCAGAGUCUGAGCAGUGCAGGUGAUUACAUUUGCAGCUGAUAUGGAG
Messenger RNA from Pogona vitticeps (central bearded dragon), 2641 nucleotides. RefSeq names its product G kinase anchoring protein 1 (gene GKAP1). NCBI's taxonomy places the organism in Eukaryota, Metazoa, Chordata, Lepidosauria, Squamata, Agamidae. The record is from RefSeq and is a predicted model, not a curated record. Gene Ontology annotation, cellular component: Golgi apparatus. Gene Ontology annotation, biological process: signal transduction.